This is a messenger RNA of Equus quagga, 642 nucleotides long. RefSeq names its product olfactory receptor 10H1-like. Gene Ontology annotation, molecular function: olfactory receptor activity. The record is from RefSeq and is a predicted model, not a curated record. Gene Ontology annotation, biological process: G protein-coupled receptor signaling pathway. The transcript has a single exon. Lineage: Eukaryota; Metazoa; Chordata; Mammalia; Perissodactyla; Equidae. Gene Ontology annotation, cellular component: membrane. The annotation marks the transcript as partial.
UUCUCCUUCACUUUCGGGUUCACCCACUCCUUCCUGCUCACCGUUAUGGGCUAUGACUGCUACGUGGCCAUCUGCCACCCUCUGCGCUAUAGUGUGCUCAUGAGUCCUGGUAGAUGUGCCUGCCUAGUGGCCUGGUCCUGGGCUGGUGGCUCAGUCAUGGGGAUGGUGGUGACAAUGGCCGUUUUCCACCUCAUCUUCUGUGGACCCAAUGAGAUCCACCAUUUUGCUUGCCACAUGCCAGCACUGUUGAAGUUGGCCUGUGGAGCUGAUGUACCAGGGGUGGCCAACGGUGUGGGCCUGCUCUGCAUCACUGUCCUGCUGGGCUGCUGUCUCCUCAUCCUCCUCUCCUAUGCCUUCAUCGUGUCUGCCAUCUUGAGGAUCCCCUCAGCUGAGGGCCGGCACAAGGCCUUCUCCACGUGUGCAUCCCAACUCACUGUGGUGGUCAUGCACUAUAGCUUUGCCUCUGUCAUCUGCCUCAGGUCCAAGAGUCCCCAGUCUCUGGAAGGAGACACCCUGAUGGGCGUCACCUACACGGUCCUCACGCCCUUCCUCAGCCUCAUCAUCUUCAGCCUCAGGAACAAGGAGCUGAAGAUCGCCAUGAGGAAGACCUUCCUCAGCAAGCUCUACCCAGAGAAAAUGUGA